Molecule: messenger RNA, 1554 nt
Organism: Malassezia globosa CBS 7966
Lineage: Eukaryota; Fungi; Basidiomycota; Malasseziomycetes; Malasseziales; Malasseziaceae
Exons: 1
Coding region: 1-1554 (517 amino acids)
Biological process (GO): DNA-templated transcription
Cellular component (GO): RNA polymerase I complex
Molecular function (GO): DNA binding; ribonucleoside binding
Source: RefSeq, a predicted model, not a curated record
AUGGGGAAGCAGACGAUGGGCACGCCCAGUGGCGCGAUAGCACGGCGCACCGACAACAAGCUGUACCGGUUGCAGACCGGCCAGACUCCGAUUGUGAGGCCCUCCCUGCACAACAAGUAUGCGAUGGACGACUUCCCCAACGGCACGAAUGCCAUUGUGGCCGUCAUCUCGUACACGGGCUACGACAUGGAGGAUGCGAUGAUCCUGAACAAGUCAGCGCAUGAACGUGGCUUUGGGUACGGCAGCGUGUACAAGUCGGAGGUCAUUCACCUGCGGGACAUGAUGGGCGGCGCCGGCAGCGGCAGUGGAAGCAGUCGUGGCGGGCGCGCCGGUGCGCUGCCGGUGCAUUUCGGCUUUGGACCCGACAUCCGUGCGGACGAUGCACGGCGUGAGCAGCUCGAUGCCGAUGGGCUGCCGUUCGUCGGCACCUUUAUGACUCGUGGCACACCGUUGUACGCGUGCUUCAAUGAAGCGACAGGUCGCACGAUCGUCAAGCGGUACAAGGGCGACGAGGCCGCCUACGUCGACACCGUGCGCGUGAUCGGCAGCGAUGCUGGCGACACAGAGUGCCAGCAUGUGCAGAUCAUGUUCCGCAUCCCACGCUCGCCCGUCAUCGGUGACAAGUUCUCGUCGCGGCACGGGCAAAAGGGUGUGUGCUCGCAAAAGUGGCCUGCGGUGGACAUGCCGUUCAGCGAGAGCGGCAUGCAGCCCGACGUGAUCAUCAAUCCCCAUGCCUUCCCCAGUCGUAUGACGAUCGGCAUGUUGAUCGAGAGCAUGGCCGGUAAGGCCGGUGCUAUGCAUGGCCUUUCGCAGGAUGCGACGCCCUGGACCUUUGGCGAGCACGACACGCCUGUGUCAUACUUUGGCGAGCAGCUGCGGGCAGCCGGCUACAACUACAUGGGCAACGAGCCUAUGUACUCGGGCAUCACGGGCCAGGAGCUUCGGGCUGACAUCUACCUGGGCGUUGUAUACUACCAGCGUCUUCGACACAUGGUCAAUGACAAGUUCCAAGUGCGAACGACUGGCCCCGUGCAUGCGCUCACGCGGCAGCCCGUCAAAGGACGGAAGCGUGCGGGUGGCAUUCGGUUCGGUGAGAUGGAGCGUGACGCCCUGCUGGCUCAUGGCACAUCGUUCCUCUUGCAGGACCGCCUGCUCAAUUGCUCCGACUAUACAACAGCGUAUGUGUGCCGGACUUGUGGCAGUUUGAUUUCUCUCAGCUACGACGAUACCGCCGGCGUCCACGUGCCGGGUCUUGGUGUUGUGCAGACGAUCGAGCACACAAGCAGCAGCAAGAACAACAGCAGCCACCCCGAGGCGGUCGCGCACGUCCCUCUUGGUCCUCAUGGCGAAUACUGCCGCGUAUGCCGCCGCGCCGCGCAGGCUGGCCAGGCCGUUCGCCGGCUCGAUGCAUCAAAGCGGGUGCGUAUGCCGAGGUCGAAUGUCUUGCGUCGCGCUGGCGACUUGGACGUGAUUGCUGUGCCGUACGUGCUCAAAUACCUUGUAGCAGAGCUUGCUGCCAUGGGUCUUCGCAUGUCGUUUGCGAUAGCGCCAUAG